AUUAUCCCUAUGCUAUAGUAAUAGCAGGUUUAAUUGCCUUAUAACAUAUUUUUUUCUAAUGAGUAUAGGAUAUAUACAUUUUACUGUAGGAUAUUAUACCAUGAGCACAUAUACUGUAAAAGGUUUUGGUUUUGUUAAGUAGACGACGUAAAAAAAGGGAAUUUGUCACACAAAAAAAGUCUCCAAUGUUUGGUAUUUGGUGUAUAAGCAUUUGUCAUAAGCAGCUGUGAUGAAAAUAAAAUGCCAACAUUGUAAUAAUCUUGUGUGUCUGUGUGUGUGUAAAAACUAUAUAAAUGUUGAAAUAUAUUUUUAUUACUUAGACAUUAUUAGUACAUAUAGAGUGACAACUGAAAUUGAUAUCACUUAGUUUGCAUUGCAGGCUAUUUCCUCUUGCUUUCUAGGCAUAUGCACAAAAAACAUGUGCAUCAAACUGAAUAUUUUUUGAUCAGUUUGGGCCUCUGAAUUAAAUCUAUGAGUUGUUUUGUUGUUUUCUAAUGUGAGCUCCAUUGUCUCAGUGUAUCAUACCAUUUGGCCAAAAUGAUGUAUCAAAUAUGAUAUAAAACGUGCACAAUUAUAUAUAUAGCUUUUAAAUACUAUCAACAGAGUAAAACUGUGCAUUAUAGUGCCACCUAUAGUGCCAUGUCAAGAGAACAUGAAUUGUGGAUGGGAUUUGGGAUCUUCCUUCAAGGCUUGGCAUUCACUACACUCCACAAUUUUACAGACUAAGAAAAAAAAAGAAAAAAGAAUGAUGCCCAAGCAGCUUGUUUGUAUUCUUAGUGAACAAAGUUUUUCCAUAUUUUCAAUUUUUAAAUGUCAUUUUUGCUCAACAAUGCAAGAACAAUGAUUCUACAUUAUACAUAUAAUAGAUUUUUUCGAUAGCUAAAAUUUGUCAUCAACCAGCUAUUUGUAUUUCAAAGAACAGCCUAAGCCGUUGCACACAUUUUGGUUUCAUUAAGAGUCCAAACAAUACCUCAUUUAACUUGACACAAUGUGUCUUUUUCAUUACUCAGGUUAAUCUAUCACCCUUGAACUGUUUUAUGGCCUUUGACGUCAGACCCCACUUCACUCUACUUACCUGCUGCCUUCAUCAUAACUAGACUCGCUGUUUUGUAAUUGAUUCCAAAGGUGCUGGAACCUCACUUAUUGAUUAAAAGCUACAUUAGUUAGCAAGUAUACACAGAAUAUAUUAUGUGUGUUGAUGCACACAUUUGAGGAACAGAGUAAUCAGAUUUAAAUGUACAGAAAUAUGGAAGAAUAGAAAGAGGGAGGACUGUAAUGAAAAUGUAUGUUCUGCUUCUUGGAGUUUACCGAACACUGGGGAAUCACACAGGUUCUGUGGUUGGGUUGGUCUGAUCAACACGAAUUAUAGAAGUCUAAUUUGGAAGAUUCAUGAAUGGAUUGCAUCAGAUCUUAUUGUGUUUAUUUUUCUUAUGGUGAGUGUCACCCUGCAUAUAUUCUGCUCCUGCGAUGAUCAUGCAUCUUGGAUGAAUGAGGUCUUGCUUGUUGGGAAGGUGUGACAGACUCAGAUUUAUUACCCUGAGCAUCGAGCAAAGUCCGACUGAGGGCCUUUACACAGCACCAUCUGUGAGACACCCUGCGUCUGUUUUCCUCCCUGUCCUGCUCUGAGUCCUGGAGGACUGUACAGUUAUGAAUGAGAGCUUACAAAGACCCAUGACACCCCUCUCCUAUGGACAAUGAACAUCUCAGACUACCCCUUGGAUCACCCCCAGCCCACAGCCCACCACUCUGCCGAGUACAUACAGGACCUUGUGUCACAAGAGGGACCAUCGACAUCUCAGGAGUUAAAGCCAGACCCAGACGGUAGGGCAACUCAAGAAGAGGGCUGUCCCGUGUGUGGUGACCGGGUGUCAGGAUAUCACUACGGUCUACUCACCUGUGAGAGCUGUAAGGGCUUUUUUAAGCGCUCUGUACAGAACAACAAGCGCUAUUCAUGUGCAGACGCACAGUGCUGCCCCAUGGACCCAGCCCAGAGGAAACGAUGCCCUUACUGCCGCUUUCAGAAAUGUCUAGCUGUUGGCAUGAAGAAAGAAGCUGUACGUGCGGACAGAAUGAGAGGUGGCCGAAACAAGUUUGGACCUCUAUACCGACGGGACAGGCAUCUGAAACAGCAAAGGGGGAUCUACUACCAGACGAACACUGCCCCCUACAGGGUCAAAUUUGAGGGACCACAAGCACUGGUACCUACCACGCCUCAUGAUUUUCAUGUCCUCAACCCCUCCCCUGCGUCUCUUGGCUCUGACCAUUACCAUCCACCUCAGCCCUUUCAUCCCAGCAUGAGCCAGUCCGAGUUUCCCAUGCUGUUGGACUGCACCAUGCCCAGAGACCGGACACUGUCUGAUCCAUCCCUACCUUUCCAUACACUGUGCUAUCCAGGCUUCCAAGGAUAUCCUCCUGAGAAAAGAGAGCUCCCCUUUAGCUAUAGCUCUGCUUCGGUGACACCCCCUGCUCCAAUCUCUCCUACUGUUCUCUCCACACCUGCACCUACACCCACUGCUACACUCACGCCAACCUCACCUCCAAGCUCCACUCCAACUCCAGCACAGAACCUGAUACCCACUUCAACGCCAACCCCUAGUUCAUGCUUCCUAAAAGAGCUCCUACAGGCUGAGCCAGAUGAGAAGCAGCUCUGCAUGCGGGUGUUAGCAAGCCUCCAAAAAGAACAGGCCUGCCGCGGAAAACAUGACUGCCUCAACACCUUCAGCAUCAUGUGCAAAAUGGCUGACCAGACUUUGUUUGGACUGGUGGAGUGGGCAAGAAACAGCACACUGUUCAAGGAGCUCAAGGUGGAGGAUCAAAUGGUGUUACUGCAGAGCUGCUGGAGUGAGCUUCUUGUUCUGGAUUACUUAUGUAGGCAGGUGGCUUAUGGGAGAGGUGGCAGCAUCUGUCUGAUUACUGGACAACAGAUUGAAGUAUCAACCAUCCUCAGUCAGGCUGGAGCAACUCUUAGUAGUUUGGUGUCCAGAACCCAGGACCUUGUCUCCAAGCUUAGGUCACUACAGCUAGACAGAGAGGAGUUUGUGUGUCUCAAAUAUCUGGUUCUCUUCAAUCCAGACAUUAAAUCAGUACUGGACCAAAGGCAGGUAGAACAAACUCAAGAGCGUGUAAACAAGGCUUUGAUGGACCACACUAUGCAAACCCACCCAGGUCACCCUGACAAGUUUGGACAACUGUUGCUCCGUCUACCCGAGGUGCGCAGUAUCAGCCUACAGGUGGAGGAAUACCUGUAUCAGCGCCACCUGCUGGGAGAUUUGCCAUGCAACUCAUUGCUGACUGAAAUGCUUCAUGCCAAGCACACAUGAGACAAUCAAAAUAAAGUUUGUUUUUUGGAAAUGCUUUCAUAUAUUUGGUAUCUAAUAAUUGUGAACUUUGAACAAGUCCAGAUGUCAUCAUUAGCUGGCUGUACUAGUUAGAAAUAGAACAAACAGACAAUAGGAACAAAAACUAGUUUCAGGUGCUAUGAGAUGUAAAGCACAUCUACAGAUUCUUUUUACUACUCAACUUACAGUUAUGGAUCACGUCCAGUCAAAAAUGUAAGUGUUCAAACACUGAAAUUUGUAUAAAAAGACAGAGGCUCAUCAUAAAUCUUUCUAAUUGUUUACAAGAUUGAGCUUCCAAUAAAAGUGUCUGCAUAUAUUGCUAUGGUCUGAUGAUAUCAUGUGUCCUGUGUCUAUGCAGCUAUAGAAGGUUGAAGAUCAUGAAGCCAGUCAAGAUCAUUAUCAAGUCAUAUUUCUAAAAAAUAAAAAGGCAAGAAAAGUGGAUACAAUGUAUAUAACACAUAGAACUUAAGUAAAAUCAGCGAUGAUGAGAAAUAAUUGGGAUUAUUUAAAAAUGGUUUUAUUUUUCUAAUCCGGUCACAUGGGAUUGAUCCAUAAUCAAAGAAUUUGGGAGAAAACACAAAAACUACCAACAUGAACAUGGAAACAUUAAAAGGAAAAUACUAAACAUUAAUGUGCUUUCUGAAAUGAAUGAGUGAAUCACCACAUUUGCAAGAACAUAAAUAAUAAAAUCUGAAACACAACUGAAAACUCUAGCUCCUCCUCACCCAAUAAAUACACCUUAGGUGACCUAACAUUCUACAGAAUUGCACAGAAUCCAGUUACAUUGAACCAUCAUGUUUUACC
Messenger RNA from Carassius auratus (goldfish), 4142 nucleotides. RefSeq names its product nuclear receptor subfamily 5 group A member 2-like. Gene Ontology annotation, biological process: regulation of transcription by RNA polymerase II; hormone-mediated signaling pathway; tissue development. Bases 1695 to 3320 code for a protein of 541 amino acids. Gene Ontology annotation, cellular component: RNA polymerase II transcription regulator complex. The transcript is spliced from 7 exons. Lineage: Eukaryota; Metazoa; Chordata; Actinopteri; Cypriniformes; Cyprinidae. The record is from RefSeq and is a predicted model, not a curated record. Gene Ontology annotation, molecular function: zinc ion binding; nuclear receptor activity; RNA polymerase II cis-regulatory region sequence-specific DNA binding.